Messenger RNA from Fukomys damarensis (Damara mole-rat), 1964 nucleotides. It is a transcript of the gene Tgfbr2, whose product is annotated as transforming growth factor beta receptor 2. The coding region runs from base 82 to 1680 and encodes 532 amino acids. Gene Ontology annotation, molecular function: ATP binding; SMAD binding; metal ion binding. Gene Ontology annotation, cellular component: plasma membrane; signaling receptor complex. Lineage: Eukaryota; Metazoa; Chordata; Mammalia; Rodentia; Bathyergidae. The transcript has 7 exons. Gene Ontology annotation, biological process: cellular response to growth factor stimulus; protein phosphorylation; heart development. The record is from RefSeq and is a predicted model, not a curated record.
GAAGUGGAGGCCCAGAAAGAUGAAACCAUCUUCCUAAGCUGUAAUAGGACCAUUCAUUCACUGAAUCUGUUUAAUAAUGACAUGAUGGCCACUGAAACUAAUGGCGCAGUCAAGUUUUCACAACUCUGCAAAUUUUGUGACGUGCGAUCUUCCACCUGUGACAACCAGAAAUCCUGCAUGAGCAACUGCAGCAUCACAUCCAUCUGUGAGAAGUCACGUGAAGUCUGCGUGGCCGUAUGGCGGAAGAAUGACGAAAACAUAACACUAGAGACGGUUUGCCAUGACCCUGAGCUCCCCUACCAUGGAUUUAUUCUGGAAGAUGCUGCUUCAUCAAAGUGUAUUAUGAAGGAAAAAAAAGUGCUUGGCGAGACAUUCUUUAUGUGCUCCUGUAGUGCUGAUGAAUGUAACGAUCACAUCAUCUUCUCGGAAGAAUAUGCGGCCAGCAGUCCUGACUUGUGGUUAGUCAUAUUCCAAGUGACGGGUGUCAGUCUUCUGCCACCUCUGGGAAUCGCCAUAGCUGUCAUCAUUAUCUUCUACUGCUACCGCGUUCACCGGCAGCAGAAGCUGAACCCAUCCUGGGAGAGCAGCAAGCCAAGAAAGCUCAUGGAGUUCAGUGAACACUGUGCCAUCAUUCUGGAAGACGACCGCUCUGACAUCAGCUCCACAUGUGCCAAUAACAUCAACCACAACACGGAGCUCCUGCCCAUCGAGCUGGACACACUGGUGGGCAAAGGCCGCUUCGCCGAGGUUUACAAGGCCAAACUGAAGCAGAACACCUCAGAGCAGUUUGAGACCGUGGCAGUCAAGAUCUUCCCCUAUGAGGAGUACGCCUCUUGGAAAACAGAGAAAGACAUCUUCUCAGACAUCAACCUGAAGCAUGAGAAUAUCCUCCAAUUCCUCACAGCUGAGGAGCGGAAGACAGAGUUGGGGAAACAGUAUUGGCUGAUCACUGCCUUCCACGCGAAGGGCAACCUUCAGGAGUACCUCACCCGGCAUGUCAUAAGCUGGGAGGACCUGCGCAAGCUGGGCAGCUCCCUUGCCCAGGGCAUUGCCCACCUCCAUAGUGACCACACGCCAUGUGGGAGACCUAAAAUGCCCAUCGUGCACAGAGAUCUCAAGAGCUCCAACAUCCUCGUGAAGAAUGACCUGACCUGCUGCCUGUGUGACUUUGGGCUUUCCCUGCGUCUGGACCCUACUCUGUCUGUGGAUGACCUGGCUAACAGUGGACAGGUGGGAACUGCAAGAUACAUGGCCCCAGAAGUCCUGGAAUCCAGGAUGAACUUGGAGAAUGUUGAGUCCUUCAAGCAGACCGAUGUCUACUCUAUGGCUUUGGUGCUCUGGGAAAUGACAUCUCGCUGUAAUGCUGUGGGAGAAGUAAAAGAUUAUGAGCCUCCAUUUGGUUCCAAGGUGCGCGAGCAUCCUUGUGUAGAGAGCAUGAAGGACAAUGUGUUAAGAGACAGAGGACGACCAGACAUUCCCAGCUUCUGGCUCAACCACCAGGGCAUCCAGAUGGUGUGUGAGACACUGACUGAGUGCUGGGAUCACGACCCAGAGGCGCGUCUCACGGCCCAGUGUGUGGCAGAACGCUUUAGUGAGCUGGAGCACCUGGACAGACUCUCCAGGAGGAGCUGCUCCGAGGAGAAGAUUCCCGAAGAUGGCUCUCUGAACACUACCAAAUAGCUCCUUGGGGCAGAUGAGGCCCAGUCCAAAGAGGCCACCCCUCUCACCAAAGAACAGAGGCAGCAGGAAGCUUCCCCUGAACUGAUGCUUCCUGGAAAACCAAGGGUCACUUCCUCCCUGUGAUCUGUGUGAUCACAUUCUAUGCCUUUGACGGAUAAGCUGUGUUAGCACUUCCUCAGGAAAUGAGAUUGAUUUUUACAAUAGCCAAUAACAUUUGCACUUUAUUAAUGCCUGUAUAUAAGUAUGGAAUAGCUAUGUUUUAUAUAUAUAUAUAUCUAUAUAUA